Oenanthe melanoleuca is the source of this 312-nucleotide messenger RNA. Its product is annotated as feather beta keratin-like. Gene Ontology annotation, cellular component: intermediate filament. The record is from RefSeq and is a predicted model, not a curated record. Gene Ontology annotation, molecular function: structural constituent of cytoskeleton. Bases 1 to 312 code for a protein of 103 amino acids. Lineage: Eukaryota; Metazoa; Chordata; Aves; Passeriformes; Muscicapidae. The transcript has a single exon.
AUGGCCUGCAACAGCCUCUGCCGACCCUGCGGACCCACCCCGCUGGCCAACAGCUGCAACGAGCCCUGUGCCCUGCAAUGCCAGGACUCCCGCGUCAUCAUCGACCCUUCCCCUGUGCUGGUCACCCUGCCAGGACCCAUCAUGACCUCCUUCCCCCAGAGCACCGCCGUCGGAUCCACCUCCUCGGCUGCCGUGGGCACUGAACUCAAUGCCCAGGGACAGCCCAUCUCUGGGGGAUUUGGCUUUGGCCUUGGCUAUGGGCUGGGAGGCCUGGGCUGUGGCUAUGGCAGAAGGGGCGGCUACAUCUGCUAA